GGUAUCAUUUUCAUUUCUACAUAUAUAAAUUGACGGCGAUCCAUUUCAAAUUCACACUUGACAUCUGCACAAGAUACAAUAAACAUCAAUCAAAGAAACCAACAAGAUGGUCCACCAGCUGGUUCUUUUGUCUGGCCUGAUCAUGGCAGCGCAGUCCAUGGUUCUUCAUCCAGCCCCAUUGCCGCUGUUCCUGACUCAGUAUCCCGAGCCAAACUACAGUUUCGCGUAUGACGUCAACGAUGCUCAUACAGGGGACGUUAAAAGCCAGCAGGAGAGCAGACGCGGCGACAUCGUCAUCGGACAAUACUCGUUGGUCCAACCCGACGGUAUCAAGAGAACCGUCGAUUAUACCGCCAACGAUAACACAGGAUUCCUUGCCACCGUCAACAACCAAGGCCAGGCCAGGUCUGCAAACCAGGAACAGUCGAACAGGCGUUACAACGUUCCCGAGCAAACCACCCGCGCUUCCAACAAAGGCCAAGAAGUCCAAUACAACACUGCAAGCACCGCUUCCUACAGCACUCCUCAGGGUUGGCCCGAUAACUCGCAAAGCGUCACCCCUGCCCCUGUCACCAUUACUAGGUCGUCGGUCAUUCACCCCUCUUUCUCGAACGGACACAAUCCUUGGAUCUAACCAGUUACACUACCAACUACGCACUCGACUAUAGGCGGACCCGGCUUUAAUUUCACAAUUAAAUUUGCAUUUAUUUUCUAAGCAAUUCCAGUUUCCCAAUUCACGAGUAGCGACAGCGGAUAUACUAGACCGUUCUGUGAACUGCCAUCGAACACGUUUUAAUGUGUUCAUCGAAGCUAGUAGUGCUUGUCAGCGUUGGCACGAGCCAUCGCCUUAUCGCUUUUUUGUGAUCUCCCUUUGAUCGUGAUAUUACACGUCAUAUGGGUUGAAAGCGGUGGAAUGCCCAUAUGCUGCUAUUUUUAGCUGUAUAUUCUUCUUAAUAGUACUAACUGUUUAUAUUCUAUUAGGAUUUGAAUAUCUAACGAAGCAUAGUCCCCAAGUUUGGUUGUAGUUGCCUUGACUGUCUAGUGUUACAAAUUUAUAACAGAAUAUUCUUGUAUAUGCGCUGUCGCCAAUUGCUGAUAUCUCUUUGUUGAUUUUGAUACCUUUAUUAAGUUUGCUAUUGUAACUUUAGACACUCGUUUUACGCAUGCCAUUCUAAUGUGUAUAUAAUAUAUUUAUUAGAUUGUUUUGUUAUUUAAUAUAUAUUGUAUGAAUAAAUGUGAGCAAUUUUAA
Molecule: messenger RNA, 1249 nt
Organism: Bicyclus anynana (squinting bush brown)
Lineage: Eukaryota; Metazoa; Arthropoda; Insecta; Lepidoptera; Nymphalidae
Gene: CPR65
Product: cuticle protein 8
Exons: 2
Coding region: 107-634 (175 amino acids)
Cellular component (GO): extracellular matrix
Source: RefSeq, a predicted model, not a curated record